AUGCAGGAUUCUGAGUCCAGCGUGUUUCAGCUACAGCCCAACAUCAUCUCUGUACGGCUCUUCAAAAGAAAGAUAGGUGGGCUGGGAUUUUUGGUCAAACAACGGGUUUGCAAACCACCCGUCAUUGUAUCAGACCUCAUACGUGGUGGAGCCGCAGAGGAAUGUGGGUUGGUCCAGGUUGGCGACAUCGUCCUGGCGGUGAACAACAAACCAUUGGUGGACCUGAGCUACGAACGGGCGCUUGAGACCCUGAAAAACGUGUCACCCGAAAGUCACGCCGUCCUAAUACUUCGUGGACCAGAGGGCUUCACCACUCACCUGGAGACAACGCUCAGCGGAGAUGGCAAACCCAGAACGAUUCGCAUCACCAGGCCGGUCAACCCUUCUUCGACCAGGGCAUGUGAGCGAUGCUCGCCCCUCACCACCAACAUGACCAAAGAGCUCAGGGCUAUAGAGAACCUGUCCUCUGAUUCCACGACUAGGAAGGAACCUAGGGAGAACAAACCUCUGAUUCCUCUGCUCGCCCAGGAGUCUCUGCUUCGAGAAGGAGGCCAUUCGCUUCUUAAUGGGGUGGAGGAGAACAACGACCUGUUGAAGGAGAUUGAGCCUGUGCUGAAACUGAUCAAGAACAGCAAAAAAGACAUCAAUGGAGAAGGGCUGAGAGUUGCGGAGAGGAAGGAUGCAGAGGUGCAAGUGGAGAGAGACCUUGUUGUGGGAAAUGGACAGAAUGCCCAGCUGGCAUCGGAUAAUGACAGAGUGUUUGAUGACCUCUGGAGAAAGGACAACAUGCCUACAGUGCUUAACAACCCUUACUCUGAGAGUGACAAGCCACAGCUGAUGUCCCAAGGACGAGUUUCCCCUACAAAGACUGUGCAGAACGGAAGUCCCUCCAAAUGUCCAAGGUUCAUGAAGGUGAAGAACUGGGAGACUGCAGCACUGUACAAUGAUACUCUACAUCAUGGAUCCAGCCAGGUGCCAAUCUGUACUGAGCGUGUUUGUAUCGGGUCGGUUAUGGUGCCAAACCAGCACAGUCGCAAGCCAGAUGAAGUACGGACGAAAGAGGAACUGCUACCACUGGCUACAGAUUUCAUCGACCAGUACUUCACAUCGAUCAAAAGAUGUGGCUCCAAGGCCCACGUUGACCGACUGGAGGAGGUCAAAAAAGAAAUAGAAACUUCUGGAACCUAUCAAUUGAAGGACACAGAGCUGAUCUAUGGGGCCAAACAUGCAUGGAGAAAUGCAGCUCGUUGUGUGGGACGGAUCCAAUGGUCCAAACUACAGGUGUUCGAUGCUCGAGACUGCACGACGGCUCACGGAAUGUUUAAUUACAUCUGCAACCACAUCAAAUAUGCCACCAACAAAGGAAACCUCAGAUCGGCUAUUACCAUCUUCCCCCAGCGGAUGGACGAAAAGCAUGACUUCCGUGUGUGGAACAGCCAAUUGAUCCGGUAUGCAGGCUACAAGCAGCCUGAUGGAUCAAUACUUGGAGAUCCGGCUUCUGUGGAGCUUACAGAGAUCUGUAUGCAGCAAGGAUGGAAAGCUCCAAAAGGCCGUUUUGAUGUUUUGCCCCUUCUUCUCCAAGCCAGUGGGAAUGAUCCUGAACUUUUUGAGAUUCCAGAUGAUCUUGUACUUGAAGUUCCCAUCACACACCCAAAGUUUGAAUGGUUCAAGGAUCUGAAUCUAAAGUGGUAUGGUCUUCCUGCGGUGUCUAACAUGCUGCUAGAGAUCGGGGGGCUGGAGUUCACCGCCUGCCCCUUCAGCGGCUGGUACAUGGGGACUGAGAUCGGUGUCAGAGACUUCUGCGACAGCUCUCGAUACAACAUACUUGAGGAAGUGGCCACAUCGAUGGGGCUGGACACAAGGAAGACUUCAUCCCUGUGGAAGGACCAGGCCCUGGUGGAGAUCAACAUUGCUGUUCUUUACAGCUUCCAGAUGUCAAAGGUCACUAUCGUAGACCAUCACUCAGCCACCGAGUCCUUCAUGAAACACAUGGAGAAUGAGUAUAGAGUGAGAGGCGGUUGUCCAGGUGACUGGGUGUGGAUUGUGCCACCCAUGUCAGGCAGCAUCACACCAGUUUUUCACCAGGAAAUGCUCAACUAUCGCCUGACACCUUCCUUUGAGUAUCAGCCUGACCCAUGGAACACUCACGCGUGGAAAGGGGUGAAUGGGACACCCACAAAGAAAAGAGCAAUUGGCUUCAAGAAACUUGCCAAGGCUGUAAAAUUCUCAGCCAAACUCAUGGGGCAGGCCAUGGCCAAGAGAGUGAAAGCCACCAUCUUGUUUGCCACAGAAACUGGGAAAUCGCAGGACUAUGCAAAAACACUCUGUGAGAUUUUCAAGCAUGCAUUUGAUGCGAAGGUAAUCUCCAUGGAUGAAUAUGACACAGUGGACUUGGAGCAUGAGACACUUGUGAUAGUGGUGACCAGUACGUUUGGUAAUGGGGAUCCUCCAGAAAAUGGAGAGAAAUUUGGUGUGGCACUGAUGGAGAUGAGACAUCCAACCACCAGCAUAGAGGACAGAAAGACAUACAAAGUGCGCUUUAACAGUGUCUCUUCUUACUCUGAUACUCGCAAGUCCUCCAGUGAUGAGCCCGAACCUAAAGCCAACUUCGAGAGCACUGGACCACUCGCCAAUGUCAGAUUCUCUGUGUUUGGCCUCGGUUCUCGGGCAUAUCCACACUUCUGCGCAUUUGCCCACGCAGUGGACACACUGUUUGAGGAGCUAGGUGGGGAGCGAAUCCUCCGCAUGGGAGAAGGAGAUGAACUCUGUGGCCAAGAGGAAUCCUUUAGAACAUGGGCCAUGAAGGUCUUCAAGGCUGCAUGUGAUGUUUUCUGCGUUGGUGAUGACGUUAGUAUCGAGAAAGCAAAUAAUUCCUUGAUUAGUAACGAUCGUAGCUGGAAGAAAAGCAAGUUCCGGAUGACAUACAUGGCGGAGGCACCGACACUGACAGAAGCGCUUUACAACAUCCAUAAGAAGAAAGUCUACGGGGCCAAAUUUGUGCAGAGACAGAACCUACAAAGUGCAAAAUCUAACCGACUGACUAUAUUUGUGCGUCUUGAUGCCAACAACCAUGACAGUCUGAAAUACUUGCCUGGCGACCAUUUAGGCAUUUUCCCUGGUAACAACGAAGAUGUAGUUACUACCCUCAUUGACAAACUUGAGGACGCUCCACCUGUCAAUCAAAUCGUAAAGGUGGAGUUCUUAGAGGAGAGAAACACGGCAUUGGGUGUUAUUAGUAACUGGACAGACGAGAGUCGUAUUCCACCCUGUACCAUCUAUCAGGCUUUCAAAUACUUCCUGGACAUAACCACCCCUCCGAGCCCUCUACUACUGCAGCAGUUUGCUCCUCUAGCGACUAAUGACAAACAGAGGAAGAGACUGGAGGUGCUCAGCAAGGGUUUGCAGGAGUAUGAGGAGUGGAAGUGGUACAAUAACCCCACCAUAGUGGAAGUAUUGGAGGAGUUUCCCUCCAUUCAGAUCCCCUCCACCCUGCUCCUCACCCAGCUCCCCCUCCUACAGCCACGAUACUACUCCAUCAGCUCCUCGCCAGACCUUUAUCCAGGAGAGAUCCACCUCACCGUGGCUGUGGUGUCCUUUCACACCAGAGACGGAGAGGGUCCUGUGCACCAUGGAGUGUGUUCCUCUUGGCUCAAUAGUUUGGAUGCAGAAGAUACCGUGCCAUGCUUCGUCAGAGGGGCUCCAACUUUCCGUAUGCCAAAAGUCAGUCAGGUUCCAUGUAUUCUGGUUGCUCCAGGCACUGGUAUCGCUCCAUUCAGAAGCUUCUGGCAACAGAGACAGUAUGAGAUUGAAAAUAAGGGAAUCAAGGCAUGCCCUAUGAUCUUGGUUUUCGGUUGUCGGCAGUCACAGAUUGACCACAUUUACAAGGAAGAGACAAUCCAGGCCAAGAACAAGGAAGUAUUUAAAGAACUUUAUACUGCAUACUCCAGAGAGCCUGGGAGACCAAAGAAAUAUGUCCAGGAUGUGCUUCGUGAGCAGCUGUCUGAAAUAGUCUACAAGUCUUUGAGAGAAGAAGGAGGUCACAUUUACGUUUGUGGAGACGUUACCAUGGCUGGAGACGUACUGAAAACAGUCCAGCAGAUCUUUAAACUACACGGCAACAUGUCUCUGGAGGAUGCUGGCUUCUAUAUCAGCAAACUAAGGGACGAGAAUCGAUACCACGAGGACAUUUUUGGUGUCACCCUGCGCACUUACGAGGUCACCAACCGUCUAAGGUCGGAAUCUAUUGCAUUCAUCGAAGAGAGCAAAAAAGAUUUGGAUGAGGUGUUUUGCUCAUAGUCUCAUUUUCUGACCAUCUCGAUGGCUUUUGCUCAAACGCUCCAAAAUCGACCAAUGAGAAGCAUGAUAAGGUCAACAUGAUAUAAGAAAACUGUGCUGAGUUUGUUUACUUCUUAAACAGUUUGUUCUUUUCUUUUUUACAAAAAAUAUUUUAUUUUCUUCGCUCGUUUGUUGUGCAUAUCUAUAAUCAAAAUCUGCAUUAUUAAGACAAAUACCUUUCACUUGAAUACCUGAAUGCACUUUUUUGUGUUUUUAUGAUUUUGUCAUCAUUAAUAGGCUGCAUGCACUCAGACAUUGUCUGCCUUUUUAAUGUUUAAGCAAGAACAAUGUCUUUUCUGAUGUGCAAAUAUGCAUAGAUAUUGACUUCAGUGUUAUGAGUUUGAAAGUGUUUGGUUUGCUUCAGAUUUAGUGUUUGGAUAAGUUUGCACAUUAUGAUCACUUUUGAUUAAAGACAA
Xyrauchen texanus (razorback sucker) is the source of this 4751-nucleotide messenger RNA. It is a transcript of the gene nos1, whose product is annotated as nitric oxide synthase 1 (neuronal). Gene Ontology annotation, biological process: nitric oxide biosynthetic process. Gene Ontology annotation, molecular function: nitric-oxide synthase activity; flavin adenine dinucleotide binding; FMN binding. The coding region runs from base 1 to 4296 and encodes 1431 amino acids. The transcript is spliced from 28 exons. NCBI's taxonomy places the organism in Eukaryota, Metazoa, Chordata, Actinopteri, Cypriniformes, Catostomidae. The record is from RefSeq and is a predicted model, not a curated record.